Molecule: messenger RNA, 1388 nt
Organism: Bradysia coprophila
Lineage: Eukaryota; Metazoa; Arthropoda; Insecta; Diptera; Sciaridae
Source: RefSeq, a predicted model, not a curated record
CAGCCUUGGCAAAAUCUACUAUAACCUGUCAUUACUCCGUUUCGUUCGUUCAUUUAAACAUCCAAAAAAGAAGAAAGAAAUUGCUCAUUCGUUUCCCACAGUUUUCCAUCGGCAAUCGAAAGUCAAUGUCGACACGAAACGAUCACUAAUCUUGUGUGUAAUAUUAAUUGAAUGUCAUUUCAUCCGUUUUAAAUUAAUCAACAAUAACAAUGAAGCGCCGCGCAAAGGAUGCAUUGAACGGUCCACCAAGAAAGAUGUCCUCAAUGCCUACCGAAAAUUUCGACUUUUUAGAGUUGUCCAUUUGUCUCACUAAAGUCGAAGUCGAAGAGAAUGAUGUCCCGCAGUCAACCAUCGACGAAACCACUGAACUACCCGAUUUUAGCAGGCCAGUUACAAUGAAAACUUUCGAACAAAUUUUGUCAAGCCGAGGACCAUGCGUGACAAAUGUCCGAAUUGUGAGUGGAAAUCCUGUUCUUCUGCCAUGUGUCGCAAAACAUUGCAAGAACGUGGACCGCAUAGAAUUGCUGGAAGGUGAAGGAUCAGAUUCGUUGGAACUUUUUCGAAAUUUGACAGAAAUGAAGGUCCCUCAUGUUCGGAUGGCGACGCAUGUAUUCGAGAAGUGUCUCACGAACAACCCAAAUCUGGAGGGUCUGGAAUUCGAUCACUUUUGGUAUCGAGAAGACAUCACGAAUCUGUCGGAAUUGUUCCCGAGAUUAAGGUACUUACGCCUCAUUGAGAUGGCGAUGGGAGAAGAUGGUAGUGCACAAGAACCCAAAAGAGGAAAAUCGAAAAAACCAUGUUCAACACCGUUUGAUUACACUGUCGUUCUGGAUUUACUGCAGUCCGACACGUUGACCCAUUUUUCGUUCGAAAGUGAGAAAACUUGUAACCAACUGAUACAACUACUGGCGUCGCAUAAGCGUAACUUGGAAAAGCUUUCCUUCACAAUGAAUGUGAACAAGCAAACCUUCGCAGACAUCGGUAGAUUGAAAAACUUAAAAUUUUUGGCCAUCGCUAACGGUAAAGGUGUGCGAAAGAUUGGAAGCGAUGUCCCCAAAUGGCCACCAAAAUUGGCUUGUUUAACGCUUAAUAAUAUCGUCAUAUCGGACACCGAACUACUAUCGAUUGUAGAACACCUGCCAUUGCUUGAAGAAUUGUACAUUGGUACGACAAGCGCUCGACUACAUCCGUGGCUUCGUGACAUGAAGAUCUUUUCCGGUAUUGAGAAGAUCGUUGGAAAGGGCAGUCGGACUUUGAAAAUAUUUUUCUCCGAUGCAAGCGACAAAAAUCCGUACAAAUACAAAUCCGCUAAUCUGGAGAUUAUCAAUGAAUGCGCAGUUAAAACGACAGUGAAACCUUUACAUAUCAUGAUAUCGUCGUAGGGUGAC